GGCCCCCGCCUGUCGGAACUAUCCGGGGAGCCGGGCCCUGCCGCUCCCGGCCCGUCCCUAGGCCCCUCCCGAGUCUGUCACUGUCCUCUCCGCUCGCCCUGCUGCCAGGUGCCCUCUGCCCCGCCUAGGCUGUGCGCCCCGCUCCCCCCAGCCUGUCCCCAGGUGCCCCAUCUCCCCGCCCUGCUGGUAGCUGACCACUUCCCUCCCCCCCCCCCCGGCUCUGCCCUCUGCUGCCCCGCUCAGACUGUGCGCCCCGCCCUGCUGCCAGCUGCCCCCUCCCUCCCCCAGUCAGUGUGUCCUGCCCUUACUCAACCCCUGCAGUCUGCAUUUCCCUUCCCUGCCCGAGUGUGUCUGUGCCCCUGCCCGAGUGUAUUCCCUGUUCCCUCCCCACUACAGUGCCCCUGGUCCCGUCUGCGUCUCUCUCUGCCUGUGCGCCCUUCUUCUGGCCCCUCCAGAAACCACGAGGUCCUGAGCACUGGGAAGUCGCAAGACUCUGCGUGCGAGGGUGUUUGUGGCAGGAGUAACUUGCUUAGCCUGGUUCUGCUCAGCUCAGUAGAAAACCGGGACGCUGAGGCCAGUGCUGGUGAGAUGACUUCUGGGCUCAGAGCUGCGAGUUUCCCCACGUGGAAACGUCACAUUGCAGAGGAGCUGAGGCGCCGGGACCGGCUGCAGAGACAGGCCUUUGAAGAGAUCAUCCUCCAGUAUAACAAGCUGCUAGAGAAGACUGAUCUCCAUGCCGUGCUGGCUGAUAAGCUGCAAGCAGAAAAGUAUGACUUGCAAAACAGACAUGAGAUCAGUCCAGGGCAUGAUGGCACAAGGAAUGAAGCUCAAUUGCAGGAAAUGGCCCAGCUGAGGAUUAAACAUCAAGAGGAGCUGACAGAGCUGCAUAAGAAGCGUGGCGAGUUGGCCCAGUCAGUGAUUGAUUUGAAUAACCAAAUGCAGCAAAAAGACCGGGAGAUGCAGAUGAAUGAAGCAAAGAUUGCAGAAUACAUGCAAAAGAUCUCUGAGCUGGAAACAGAGUGCCAGGAACUGCGCAGCAAGCUGCAAGAACUUGAGCGAGCCAAUCAAACACUGAAGGAUGAGUAUGAUGCUCUCCAGAUCACCUUCACUGCCCUAGAAGAGAAACUGAGGAAAACUACUGAAGACAACCAAGAGCUGGUCACACGUUGGAUGGCAGAGAAGGCUCAGGAAGCUAAUCGGCUCAAUGCAGAGAAUGAGAAGGACUCGAGGAGGCGACAAGCCAAGUUGCAGAAAGAGCUAGCAGAAGCUGCCAAGGAACCGCUGCCAGUUGAACAGGAUGAUGAUAUUGAAGUGCUUGUGGAUGAAACUUCUGACCCAGCUGAAGAGACUUCCCCAGUGCGAGCUGUCAGCCGGACAUCCAGUAAGCGACUGUCCCAGCCAGCUGGAGGCCUUCUGGACUCUAUCACUAAUAUUUUUGGUCUGUCUGAGUCUUCCCUUUUGGGACAUCACUCUUCUGAUGCUGCCAGGAGGCGCUCUCUGUCCUCAUUUCCCGCUCCCCAGGAAAAUGUAGAUGUGCAUCCAGGUUCCAGUAAAGAAGUGAGAGUGCCCACUACUGCAGUGUAUGUCUUUGAUGCACAUGAUGGAGAAGUGAACGCAGUGCAAUUCAGUCCUGCUUCCCGGUUACUAGCAACAGGAGGCAUGGAUCGGAGAGUUAAACUCUGGGAAGUCUUUGGAGACAGGUGCGAGCUGAAAAGUUCUCUCUCUGGCAGUAACGCAGGGAUUACAAGUAUCGAAUUUGACAGUGCUGGCUCUUAUCUCUUAGCUGCUUCAAAUGACUUCGCCAGCAGAAUCUGGACUGUAGAUGACUAUCGAUUACGGCACACACUGACAGGCCACAGUGGGAAGGUUCUGUCAGCCAAGUUCUUGCUGGAUAAUGCACGCAUCGUGUCAGGGAGUCAUGACCGGACCCUCAAGCUCUGGGACCUGCGCAGCAAAGUUUGUAUAAAAACAGUAUUUGCAGGAUCAAGCUGCAAUGAUAUAGUGUGCACAGAGCAGUGUGUGAUGAGUGGACAUUUUGACAAGAAGAUUCGCUUCUGGGACAUCAGGACUGAGAGCAUAGUGCAGGAGCUGGAACUGUUUGGGAGGAUCACUGCUUUAGACCUGAACCCAGAGAGAACAGAGCUCUUGACCUGUUCCCGAGAUGAUCUGCUGAAGAUAAUUGAUUUGCGAGUCAAUGCUGUCAAACAGACUUUCAGUGCCCAGGGAUUCAAAUGCGGAUCUGACUGGACCAGAGUCGUGUUCAGCCCUGACGGUAGCUAUGUGGCAGGUGGUUCAGCUGAUGGGGUCCUGUACAUCUGGAAUGUGCUCACUGGGAAAGUGGAGAGAACUCUUGCAAAGCAUCACAGCUCCUCUAUCAAUGCAGUGGCAUGGUCACCAGCCGGUGCCCAUGUGGUCAGUGUGGACAAAGGAAACAAGGCUGUCCUGUGGUCUGAAUUUUGAUUGGAAGGAGAUGAAAGACAGUUUCAAAUGUCUCUCACUGGGAGGAUGCCGGUCCAGGGCUGGACAGAAUGGAGGCCCAAGGCUAGAUUCAUCCUUCAUGCAUUUGGGCUUCAUCCAAUGGGCUUCGCUUCUCAGAGGAGAGCUCUAAUGAGGCAAUCAAGGACGAGGAGCUGGAGGCGUAGAGCCCUUUACUGCCUAUAAGCGUGUUGCUGGCCCUCAGGCUCAGCAAAGGGUCAGCUGAUUUGGAUGGCGAAUACUACUAGUCAUGCCUUGACAUGCAGUUUCUAUGCACUGGAUGGAGCCGAAGGUACUAGCCAGAUUCCCUCACUGGACAGCUGUGCCAAAUACCCUAUUAUACAAAUGUAUGUACAGCACUUCUGACUUGGACGUGUUGGAAAGGCGUUUACCAUGUAUUCUGACCUAAUGCAUGUCCUGUUUCCUGUGUUCUGUUCCCAUGGAGUAGCUUAGGCAUGGGCUAUGGGCAUUCUGAAACAUGGACAGAGUGGGUCCUAGUCAGUCUAUAAAGUGAUGGAACAGCUGUAAACUAAUUUAAAUGUUUCUGUUGCUCUGGCAGUUCUGCCCCCUGUGGUGUUGGCUGAGUUUGGGGCUUCUCCAAUUCUGACAUGGUCUCUCUGGCAGUUUGUAAUCUGAGAACUCCCUGCAUCAUUUUGAUCUGUAUUUCAGGGAACUGUCCAUUCUUCAGGGAUGAUGCAUCUUUGUUAAAACUCCCUCCAAUAGCUCCUGUAGCAGAAGUACCAAAAAGUGGGGAAAGGAGAAUUUUAAUUCGAACCAAUCUAUUUCCUUUUUGUUGGCGCGAGGGGAAGGGGA
Terrapene triunguis (Three-toed box turtle) is the source of this 3288-nucleotide messenger RNA. It is a transcript of the gene ATG16L1, whose product is annotated as autophagy related 16 like 1. The transcript has 19 exons. Gene Ontology annotation, cellular component: autophagosome membrane. NCBI's taxonomy places the organism in Eukaryota, Metazoa, Chordata, Testudines, Emydidae. Gene Ontology annotation, molecular function: protein binding. The record is from RefSeq and is a predicted model, not a curated record. Gene Ontology annotation, biological process: negative stranded viral RNA replication; autophagosome assembly. The coding region runs from base 589 to 2460 and encodes 623 amino acids.